Caenorhabditis remanei is the source of this 1068-nucleotide messenger RNA. RefSeq lists its product as uncharacterized. The transcript has 2 exons. NCBI's taxonomy places the organism in Eukaryota, Metazoa, Nematoda, Chromadorea, Rhabditida, Rhabditidae. The coding region runs from base 1 to 1068 and encodes 355 amino acids. The record is from RefSeq and is a predicted model, not a curated record.
AUGCCUUCUCCUCCUACGUUUCCUUGGGCAUCCGAGCAAAGAAAUGAGAGAUUGAGACGUUUCUAUGAGAGGCAUUUGGAGAUUUAUCAAAUCGCAUUGGCAAGACGUCCGGAAGGAGGGCAAGGAUUUCCAUUUCCAAUGAUGACCAUCGUGUUCACUGACGACGAAUUGAUAGCAAUGCGUGGUCCAAUUAUCCAAGAACUGACUCCGGAGGCACUAGAACUGAAACUUGCCGAUCUCAAGGAAAUGUCAACUUGCACACUAAAAACAUUCAUUACUAAGUUGCGCUACUGUCUUCAACCUUUCGACUGCAGACAAAACAAUAAAGCCCUCCCUUUCAUACCUCUCAUUCAGCUCACAAUUCAAAGUGAAGACGGCCAGGAAAAACGAAUCGAGCGGUAUCCGUACACAUUCAAGUUGCACGAAGCAAUGAGAAAAUUGUGUGGGAAAUUGUUUGGAGGCCGGAACUCGAUAGUUCAAGUUAACAAGUUUUCCCUCAAUAAUAUAAACUUCGUGCUCCGAAUUCCAGAAGGAUUGAAUAUCCGAAUACGAAAUCUGAGACUUGGAGAAAAACGAAUUAAACGACUCGAAGCUCUGAAAAAUUUGAUCGAUGAAUCAAGUUAUCCUCUUGCUUCACUCAUCAUUCACGGUUCUUGUUACGAAGCCGAUCAUUUUGCACACUCCACUUUAACAAGUGCCCGACAGCUUAUUCUGGAAGGAGAGUUACCAGAUGAUAUCACUGAUCUAUUGAAUUUGAAAAACACAGCUGUGUGCUUCAAAUACAGUUGGUCUCGAGAUUUCUCUAAUGAGGAGCUUCUAGCUUUUGCUGAAAAUAUUGUCACAGAAGUAUUCCCUAUUGGCACCUAUCGAUCGUUCAAAAUUUUUCAAGAAGAACGAAUCAAGAACCUACUGAAUCAAGUUAGGGAAAAGUUUAAUGGAAGAACAAAAAAGAGCAGUGCUUCUAUCGCAAUGGGAAACGGCUCCAAGCUCAGAAUCUUUUACAAAACUGAUCCAAGACAUCAAGAGCACAAGAAAUGGCUUCUCAUUAUGAAAGUUGUGCCUGCUUGA